Messenger RNA from Neohortaea acidophila, 5784 nucleotides. RefSeq names its product adenylate cyclase protein. The transcript has 3 exons. Lineage: Eukaryota; Fungi; Ascomycota; Dothideomycetes; Mycosphaerellales; Teratosphaeriaceae. The record is from RefSeq and is a predicted model, not a curated record. The coding region runs from base 1 to 5784 and encodes 1927 amino acids. Gene Ontology annotation, molecular function: adenylate cyclase activity; magnesium ion binding; protein binding. Gene Ontology annotation, biological process: cAMP biosynthetic process; intracellular signal transduction.
AUGCCCGCGUCCAUCUUCGGCGCUCCCUACCAACCACACCUGAACGACAACGACGAUGUCGUAUCUCCCGGCUUCGUGAGCCCAAAUCCAAACUCGUACUUUGGCGCGGCAGAUGUGCGAAGACCUUCGGCCGCGAGUGCCGCAACGGCUUCUUCAUCCGGCUCAAAGUCAUCGGGUGCUGUAGGGAAGAUUCACAAGAAGCUGCAAGGCUUCUUCGGUGAUGAUCCCAACAACGCGCAAGAGGAUGGUGUGCAACACUCCGAAACGAGCUCGCUACAAAGUGGCACGCCUGCUCUUACCCCCGGUGGCACUACAACAAGCGCCAGGAACAAUAACUCGGUCGCCGGCACUGGGGCGCCAUCGCCCUCAGAAUCCCGGCCGCGGACUCCCCCGGCAGGACCGAGCCAUGAGGUCACGCCGUGGGAUUUUCAAGACUCGCAGAAGGCGUCCAACUCCACACCGUACCUUCCCGAUCAGACCAACGGCCGAUCGACCAAACCUUCGGUCACGCAGCGUCUGCCUCUGCUGGGACAUCGACACCACCGCAGUUAUGAUGAUCAGAAAGGCAGUACUCCUGGACGUCCAUCGCGCCCUGCCACGAGCCGGGAAGCGUCGUACAACAUGCAGGGGCAGCAACAGCCGUCGGCGUUAAGCGGGGCGUUUGGCAGCAAGAGUCGCGAUCGCAGUCCCGCUCCUAGCAUGCAGAGUACGCGGAGCCAGCAGAGUCCUGCCGAUCAUAAGACCGAGAAACACCAUAAGCGCUCGCUGCUCGACAAGAUCAAGGGAAAGCACAAGGGCGACGAUAAGAAGGACGGCGGGCUACACAGUUCGCCUUCGGCCACCUCUCUCCAGAGCUCAAAAACCCGCAACGACACCAAAUCGGUUGCGAAACCGUCAAAGAGCAGGCCGGAGGACAAUAAUGCCAUUGCCCCGCUGAGGGAAAGGCAACACACACUGCUCCCCUUCAAGACGCGGAAAGACACUGUGGCAGACACUGCCAGGAAAGACCCAAACAAAGAGGUUCCUGGAGGGCGCCCGGGCCUGUUCCACCUGGACACCGACAUGGGAGACAUGGAGGGCAUUGUUGAUGCCAAGACCGGCCCGCUGUCACCGCCCACCGCUGGCGAGUUGGCCAACGACUGGACACCCGAAGCUGUGAAGGAAGUGGCGAAUGAGGAGAAGGGAGCAUGGGAUGCACCAGACAGCUGGGCUGUGAAAAGGAUUGCUCACGAAAACGCCGACCGCUUACGAGAGGUCGAUGACGACGGCAACGUUGCCAGAGACGAAGAUCCAGGACUGCUGUAUUUCAUGCGCAUCUUCCGAGCCGACAGCACUUUUGCGGUGAUUUCCGCAAGUCUCAACACCACGGCCGGAGAGCUUAUCGGCAUGAUGGCGAAGAAGACGUUUCUGCAGGACGAGUUGGACAACUACCAGGUCGUCAUGCGCAAGCAGACCACCAGUCGACAGCUUGCGCCUGGAGAGCGGCCACUUGCGAUCCAGAAGCGACUUUUGGAGAUGGCGGGCUACAAGGAGAAUGACCACCUCGAAGAUCUUGGCCGAGAGGAUCACACAUACCUAUGUCGAUUUACCUUUCUGCCCGCCAAAAUGAGCGGCUACUCCAGCCUGGAGCGCGACCCUGGAUUCAACAAGAUGCACCGCUUCAAUCACAUCGAUUUGGCUGGACGGAAUCUCGUUACGAUUCCCAUUACGCUAUAUCAGAAAGCCACCGAGAUCAUCACAUUGAACUUGUCGAAGAACCUAAAGCUCGACAUCCCAAAGGACUUCGUCCAGAGCUGUACGCAGCUGCGAGAGAUCAAGUAUACGAGCAAUGAGGCCUGGAGACUACCCCCGAGUCUGUCGCUUGCGAGCAGACUGACCAUGCUGGAUGUGUCCAACAACCGCCUCGAGCAGCUUGAGCAUGCCGAAUUGAACAGGCUGAGUGGUUUGGUCAGCCUGAAACUUUCCAACAACAUGUUGUCCGGAGUGCCGUCGUACUUUGGGAAGUACCAUGCUUUGAGAAGCCUGAAUCUAUCCUCCAAUUCGCUUGCCAAAUUUCCGGACGAACUGCGAGAGCUUGUGAGCUUGAGAGAUCUGGACGUCAGUUUCAACGGCAUCUCGGAGCUGGGGAACGUCGGGGCUUUGGUCAAUCUUGAACGGCUGUGGGCAACGAACAACAAGCUGUCUGGACCAUUUGAUGCAAGCCUGAGCAAGCUGACGAAUCUGCGAGAGAUCGACGCGCGAUUCAACGCCAUCACGAACAUUGAUAUCGUCUCGCAGCUGCCGAACUUGGAAAUGCUGAUGCUGGGACACAACUCGGUGUCGCAAUUCGAAGGGACGUUCGCUCGGCUUAGAGUGCUGUUUCUGAACCACAACCCCGUCACCAAGUUCGAUCUGAGCACCUCCGUCCCCACGCUCUCCGUGCUGAACCUCGCCUCUGCCAAGUUGGCGCAGCUGCCGGACGCCUUGUUCAUGAAGAUUCCGAGCCUCACCAAGCUGACCAUCAGCAAGAACCACUUCGUCUCGCUAUCUCCGAACUUUGGUCUCUUGUCGAGACUAGAGUAUCUCAGCAUUGCGAAGAACGAGCUCAGUCGAAUUCCACCGGAGAUUGGACGACUGACGGAGCUGAAAUACCUCGAUGUUCGCGAGAACAAUCUGGGCAUGCUGCCGGCGGAGCUGUGGUUUUUGAGGAAGCUAGAGACGCUGAAUGUGUCUUCUAACGUGCUCUCCGACUUUCCCAAGCCCGGUGCUGCCCCGCCUGCGCCUCUUCCCGACGCGACUCCUAACAUGAGUCCGGAGUUUGAAGAGCUGGGCCCGCUCGAGGACUUCCAGAUGCGAAGACCCAGCCAGGCGUCUGGAGGUAUGGGGAGUCAGACGGGCUCCACUGGCACAGUGUCGCGGAAGGGGUCGGUGGUGUCGUCCAUAUCUGCCAAGACGCCGACGAUCGGCAGGUCGAACACGAUGAGUAGCAACGUCGGAACCAUCACACCGAUCUCGAGAAAGGACUCGACGCUGUCGGGCAGGAUGGCUGCGACGUUUGCGGGCUCGUUGCGGCACUUGUUCCUCGCGGACAAUCGCUUAGAGGAUGAUGUGUUCAGCGAGCUUGUGCUGCUUCCUGAACUGCGCAUUCUCAACCUGUCGUACAACCAGCUGUACGAUAUUCCGUCGCGCACGUUCCGGAGAUGGCCGCAACUCACGGAGCUGUACUUGUCUGGGAACGACUUGACCUCGCUUCCUUCUGAGGAUUUGGAAGAGGGCUCGAAGUUGAAGGUGCUGCAUCUCAAUGGGAACAAAUUCCAGACGCUCCCAGCCGAGUUGGGUCAGGUGCAGAAACUUGCGAUUCUCGAUGUCGGCAGCAAUCAGCUCAAAUACAACGUCUCCAACUGGCCUUAUGACUGGAAUUGGAACUGGAAUCACGCGCUGCGCUACCUCAACCUUUCCGGCAACAAGCGUCUCGAGAUCAAGCCUAGUCAGCAGAGCAACCGCGAGACCAAGGACCUCACAGACUUCUCGUCGUUGGUGAAUCUGAGGAUUCUAGGUCUGAUGGAUGUUACGCUUACUAUUCCCACCGUUCCAGACCAAGGGGCGGACAGACGUGUGCGGACUGCUGGUUCAAUCAUCGGCCAGACCAUGCCGUACGGUAUGGCGGACACCCUCGGUAGAAACGAGCACCUCUCCACACUAGACAUGGUGGUGCCGCGCUUCCGCGGACACGAAGACGAGACAUUGAUUGGGCUGUUCGACGGCCAGACGCUGAACGCCAGCGGCAGUAGAAUCGCCAAGUUCCUGCACGAGAAGUUCAAGCAUCAAUUCAUCGAGGAGCUGGAAAAGGUCAAGGAGGGCGAGGAUGCGAUGGACGCUCUGCGCAGGACAUACCUGGGCUUGAACAAGGAGCUGGCUUCCGCUGCGACGCAGAUGAUUGAUGCCAGGGAGCACCCCAGUAGUGCGCUGGUGCAUCGCGGCAGCGUGUCGGGUCCGGACUUGCAGGAGGAUGACCUGUACUCUGGCGCUACGGCGACGGUCAUGUAUCUGCAUGGCAUGGAGCUGUACAUGUCGAAUGUUGGCGAUGCGCAGGCGCUGUUGAUUCAGUCUGAAGGCGGACACCGGAUCAUCACCAGGAAACACGACCCUGCCGAAGCGUCUGAACGUGCGCGCAUUCGCGAAGCGGGAGGAUUCGUGUCGCGGCAAGGCAAGCUCAACGAUGUCCUGGACAUCUCGCGUGCCUUUGGCUUCGUCCAGCAGACGCCGUGCGUCAUCGCAGCUCCGCACGUGUGCAAAGUCGACAUCAAAGAAUCGGACGAGAUGAUCUUGCUGGCGUCAAGAGAGCUCUGGGACUACCUCACUCCCGACUUUGCCGUGGAUGUAGCACGACAGGAGCGCGGCGACCUCAUGCGUGCCGCGCAGAAACUUCGCGAUCUCGCCAUUGCUUUUGGUGCCACGGGCAAGAUCAUGGUGAUGAUGGUGGGCGUCAGCGAUCUCCGCAAGCGCGAGAAGGCGCGUUUCCGAACGCACAGCAUGAGCAUGGCUCCGUCGGACGCUGCGCAGGACUACUUUUCCGGAAGACGCAAGAAGGGCCGAGACACCGUGGGCGACUCCAAGCUCGGCCGACUGGACAACGAAGUCGAUGCGCCGCAGGGCGAAGUCACGCUCGUGUUUACCGAUAUCAAGAACAGCACGAUUCUGUGGGAGACGUAUCCCAUUGCUAUGCAGACGGCCAUCAAGAUGCACAACGAGGUCAUGCGUCGCCAGUUGCGCAUUAUCGGCGGCUACGAGGUCAAGACGGAAGGUGAUGCAUUCAUGGUCGCCUUCCCGACCGUCACGAGCGCACUGCUUUGGGCGUUCACGAUCCAGAGCCAGUUGCUGGAGGUACAAUGGCCGCAGGAAAUCCUCAACAGCGUGCACGGGGAGGAAAUGCAGGACUCGGACGGGAACGUCAUCUUCAAGGGUCUCAGCGUGCGCAUGGGUAUACAUUGGGGCCGACCCGUGUGCGAGAUUGAUCCCGUCACACGGCGCAUGGACUACUUCGGCCCCAUGGUCAACCGCGCGGCGAGAAUCGAAGGCGUCGCGGACGGAGGGCAGGUAUGCGUGUCGUCGGAUUUCAUCCAGGAAGUGCAGCGCCUCCUCGAGACGCAAAUCGAGAGCGAUCGAUCGGGGUCAACGGGAUCAGAGGACCAGAUGAACGACGACCUCAUGACGCAAGCGAUCCGCCGCGAACUCCGCUCCCUCAGCAGCCAAGGCUUCGAAGUCAAAGAUCUGGGCCAACGAACCCUGAAAGGCCUGGAGAAUCCCGAGGUCAUCUACCUCAUGUACCCGCACUCGCUCGCCUCGCGCCUCGUCAUUCAGCAGCAGAAGGCCGAGGCCGAGACCCGCGCGAGUCAACAGGCGGAGCAGGAGGGCCGCAAGGCGCGCAACAGUGCGUUAACCAUCGACACCGACACCGUCUGGGACUUGUGGAAGGUCAGUCUGCGGCUGGAAAUGCUGUGCAGCACGCUCGAGUGUCCGGGGUCGAAGGCGCUCAAGGCGCCGGAGACGGCGCUGCUGGAGUGGAUCAAAGCGCGAGGCGGGGAGGUGACGGAUCGGUUUUUGGUGAAUUUCGUGGAGCAUCAGAUUAGUAGGAUUGAGACUUGCAUCUCCAGUCUUGCGUUGCGCAACAUGGUCCGCCCGUUUGCGGACGGUAUGCUGACGCAGGCUUGCUCCAUGUCGGAGAUCCUGGAGGACGUUGCGUCGCAGCUGGCGGAGCUGAAGACCUUCAAGGAGCAGGCGGAUUUCGACAUUGCCCCGUCUUAA